Molecule: messenger RNA, 3218 nt
Organism: Aegilops tauschii subsp. strangulata
Lineage: Eukaryota; Viridiplantae; Streptophyta; Magnoliopsida; Poales; Poaceae
Source: RefSeq, a predicted model, not a curated record
CGAGAAGUUGCUGUGCUCUGCCGGUGCUCGUUCAGGUCCUUCCCUCCCAAAUCCAACUGCUAGACACCACGCCGUGCUAGCUCCUCUACGCCGUCCCCCGUUUCCGGCGAGGAGCAUCGUCUGGGCUCCUGUUCGUGUGAUAGUGCGAGGAAGUCCCACUUCCAGUUGGAAGCUGCUACUCCCCGUUGCUUCUCAGACCAGAAUGGGUAGCUGAGGUACUAGCGUUUUUAUCCGGUGCACCAAGUAUUUCCUUAGGAGGAUACGCUGACUUUCAGAUGCUGCACCAAAAAGGUUAUGGUGCCCAUCCCCGGUCAUUGUGCAGUCUUACAUGGCAGUGGGGAGUAAUGGAAAGCUGGGAGAUAGAUGAGGAGUAAAUUUCCUAACGAGUAGACCCAAAUAAGAUCUGGAGAAGAACAAUGGAUAGCCGUAAUUCAUGGCCGGAAGUAAAGCGCAUCAAUAACUAUGCCGCGUUUUCGGGGUGCCUGGCGAUGGUAAUCAGAGGAUUGGGCUAUCUAGUGGUUACCUGGUCCACUGUCGUUCUUCUCGGUGGCUUCGUCUCUCUACUCCAGAAGAAGGAUUUUUUUGCUCUCACAAUAAUUACAUUCAUUCAGAUAGCCGGGGUGGUCGAUAACCUUGCUGGUGACAAGUGGAACUCAGCUGCAAGGUCAGCAUCGGGACUGAAUGCGGUGGCCGCGGUUUUUGUGCGGAACCGGCAGGAUAGUGCAACGCCAUCAGCAAAUAUCCUGAGACUGGUAGUGAGUGUUAAACAAAUUCUAGGAUGGAUCGUAUCGCUUCUCCAACAAGCGGUGUACAUAGCUCUGUUUUUGUUCGGUGCUUUCUAUGUCAUACUUUGGGGGUUGUACUCGGCCGCCGGGAUUUCCCUGUUGCGUCUAAAACGGCACGAUUACGGGGACGCGGAUGGAGAUCCUAGCAAAGCAAACAUGAAUCUGGCCCUUGACGUCUUGUACAAAAUCGUCGUGGUCCAAUGUGCAAUCUUGCUCUAUAGAAGAAUAAUCAAUGCUCUUGUGGAGAAAAGGUUAGUAACGGAAGUGGCUGAAGCAUACGGCUUCAAAGGUCCUACUGUCACAUUAGUUGAGGAUUACAUGAAAGAAACCCGGAGGGGAUGUGCGAAGAACCCUUCCUUCGCCAAAGGAAGGAACCUGGUGACAUAUGCUGUGGACCUGAUGGGGCCUGAUAAGUCGCCUGCAGACUACGCCUCCGGGUUAACCAUCCUCAGCACAAUCUUUGGGCCACUGUGCCGGGUGAAAGUGAAACCAAGCAAGUUUCAGGAGCAGCGCGGCAUAAUACGAUAUCUGAUCUUGUACGCACCCUCCAGCCACAUCUUCCGUCUCCUUUUGGUCCUAUCGAAUCCGAGAAGCAGCCCAUAUGGUAGUGAGAGGCCAGAAACUCAGAUAAUUACCUCUCAACUAAGAGAGACAAGGAAGCACGCUGCAAACAUGGUGUUGCACCUGGCCGACGGGGUCAGUGUGGAGCAGCUUCCCCAAGUGAUCCAGUGCAUAUCCUCACUAAUCAGCACAUUUAAAGAACAUCAACGAUUUUUUUUCACACACAGUGAUUAUGCCAAGGAGGAGGAGGACUACCUGGAGCGGUUGUGGGAAUGUCUGCACGUUCUUUACGUGCUUGCAGCCAACGAGAACAACUGUAGACUCAUCAUCCACACUCGAGGUCUGCUCACCAAGAUCAUGACACCUCUAGCCUCCAACCUUUACCACCAAACUGAUCAUGAUACUUGGGAAAACGUACUAAAGGAAUCACUGAAAGUGAUAAACCGGCUCACAGCUACUUAUGGUCAUGGGGAAGGGGAAACAGGCAGCAAGCUGGUUCGGGAAAUCGAAACCAACCUGGAAAUGGAGGCAGUGGAAACCAUGAUGAGUGUUCUCAGGUGUGACAAAUGUUCUCAAAAGAUGGGAACAUUGACCAUGGGGAUUCUCACCAAUCUACACGUGCAGAUGCAGACCGCAGACAAAGUAUAUUUAAUCGAGAUGCUCGUACACAUGUACACUACUGCCAACUCCAGAACAUCAGCACUUGAAGCACUGGCGAAACUAUGUUUCCAGGACGGGAGUAAUGCCACGAUUAUCUUACAAGUAAAUGGUUCUGCAGUUUCCUCUUUCACAGAGGACCUUAAAGCUUUAAACUAUGGGUACCAUAGUGUAGCAGAAAUUCUACAGCAUGCAUGUCUUCAUUACACCAAUGAUGAUGAAUGCCUAAGGAUACUCAAGGAAUCCAUGACCGACGUAAUUCCGAAGGUGCUCAACAAAAUACUUACAACAGGUGCUUUGCAAAGUAAGGUCAAGAACAGGAGACUUCAAACAAAACGGAAAACAGAGACAUCUCUAUUAUCCCUUUGUGUGACAGUACACGAGACACUCAUCAGCGCUGAUCAGCAUUUGGCUCUUCAGUUUGAUGGCGCAAUCGGUGAACUUAGCCUUCCAGUGAAGCUCAGGGAGAUGGUUGAAAGAAACAGUAAACCCACGGCCAGUUGCCUGAAAAUACAUAAGCUUACCAGCAGGAUGGUCAUAUCAAUGAUGAAAUGCAGAGGUAGCAGAUACCCGAAACCAGAUUUGGAGAGCUUGGUGGAAGCACUGUUGAAGGCUUGUAGCAGAAACAUGUAUUUUAUUGACAGAUCCAUGGAUUUCGCAAGAGGUGACAACGCAGCAAAACCAAGCACUACCAGAAUAACUGCUUGCGCCGACGGCCUCAUCUAUGCCGACGGGGGGCCGUCGGCAUAGAUGGACCUAUGCCGACGGCCAAAGACAGGCCGUAGGCGUAGAAAAGCCGUCGGCGUACAUCCAUCUAUGCCGACGGGGCCGUCGGCAUAGACGGGGCCGUCGGGACCGCUUGAGAUACGCCUACGGGGACCGUCGGCAUAGCCCGGGCCCACCUACCUGGUCAGCGCUGACCGUUUGACGGCGUUGAAGCUACGCCGACGGGAGGUAACGGCGGCCGUCGGCAUAUCUAUGGCAGAGGUAUGCCUACAGCAAGGCCGUCGGCAUAGACCGGGCCCAUGCCCCUCUGCCACGUCAUCGAUCCGUGUGCGCAGCUCUUGCCGUCGGCAUAUGUUUAUCUAGUUUUAUUUUUAAUUUUGCUUUAUACUAUCUAUGGUGAAGGUAUGCCUACGGCAUAGCCGUCGGCAUAGGCCCCUCUGCCACGUCAUCGAUCCGUGUGCCAUGCCACGUCAUCGAUCCGUGGGACUG